Diachasmimorpha longicaudata is the source of this 1607-nucleotide messenger RNA. RefSeq lists its product as uncharacterized. The record is from RefSeq and is a predicted model, not a curated record. Bases 229 to 1125 code for a protein of 298 amino acids. Lineage: Eukaryota; Metazoa; Arthropoda; Insecta; Hymenoptera; Braconidae. Gene Ontology annotation, cellular component: cytoplasm. The transcript is spliced from 6 exons.
ACUCUCCGAAUCUAACUCUCUACUUUAGUUUAUCCUCUGUGACCAAACCCCAUAAUAUCCCAUAAAAUCUCUGGUUCGGAUUUCCAUUCUCUAUGUAGUAAAUAUAAGCGUGACAUAAAAAAAAUCAAAACAAAACAAAAUAAAUAAUUGAAAAAAUUCGGUGUCACCUCGUGAUUUUUCAGUCGAUAUUAAUUCUCUACAUUGUUUAACUAAGAAAAUAAGUGCAAUAUGUUCCAUUCAUUGUUAUAUGUAUUGUUAUUCUACAAUGUUGUCCACGGAUACAAAGUAUUGGACCGAGCAAGACGGGAAAAACAUCAUUCAAUUGAUUCAGUGGUCGAUAAUUCUCGGAUCAAUUCAUUGGAGAAUCUUCUGAAGGAGCAACAUGUUUUCGAAGAUGCAUUGGAGAACUGGACAGGUCGAUGGAUGCCAGAUCGCGAUCCUAAGCCAACAGCGAUUCCGAAAACUCACUAUGAUAAUGCUUCUUCUCGACAUUCUGGUGGCGUUCCCAUGGGUCCAUCUGAUAAUUGCGAUGACGGACAAACUAAUUUAGAAGUAGAUUGGAAUCACUCUCCCGUGAAUCACACUUGUUAUGGCCAAAGGAUCACGCCGGAUUUAUCAACUGAUCCUACAAUUUAUUGUGAACAUAUUCCAGAAAAUUAUCAGGCGCUACAUAUGUGUAUGUCGGAUAAUAUCGAAUAUGAUGAUGCCAUCCCAACGUACGGAAAUCAUCGGCCGGUGUGGCCGGUCUACGGUGAAUACAAAUUUCUUCCGAAACAGAGGUGGUUGCACAGUCUGGAGCAUGGUGGGGUCGUGAUGCUGUAUCACCCGUGCGCGAAUCCCCUAGAGGUGCAACGCCUGAAGGAUAUAGUCAAAAGCUGCCUCAGGCGUCACGUCAUCACCCCCUACAGUCUUGUCAAUGAGACCCGGCCAUUGGUGCUGGUGGCCUGGGGAUGUCGCCUAGAGAUGUCAUAUGUAAAUGUUCAAAUUAUUCGUAACUUUAUCCGAGCAAAAGCUCUUCGGGGGCCAGAGGCUAUCAGCAAGGAUGGUAUGUUCUCCGACGGACUAAUCAAUAAAUCAACAAUAGUGACAGACAAGGGCGACACUACUUUGUGCCCUCAACAUUAAUUUCAUUAAUGUAGGAUUUUUGAAAUUUCAUUCUUCAGAGAUUGCAAAUUUUCAAAACGGAAUUUUCCUUCCAAAAUGGUCAGAAGAGAAACGUGAUUAUUUCUAAAAAGUUUGGUAGACUUCUGGAAAAGUUCUCGGGACUUGUCCUGAAAUUUCGUGGUUUGAGGCCAGUAGAUGCAAAUAAUCCAUAUUAUUUUUUAAAAUUAUAACUGGAAAAAUAUCUUAGUUUCUGUCUUGUCUCAAUGACUACUCCAUUGGAUCAUUCAGACUAAUGAUUUUCCUCUUCCACAGUAUUUGAAAAUUCUGAAUAAUUUAAUAUAUGACGUUUCGCUUAUUCAGAUCUCAGUAAUUUAACACGACCAAGAAGCAUAAUAAUUCAUCUUGUCUAAGUUGAUCUGAUAAACUGUUAUCUUUAUUAUACCAUUAAUUUGUACAGAUAUUUGUUAAUUAUGAUGAAUAAAUAUAUUAAAUCUGUGAAUGAA